AUGUCAGCUGCCCUUCCCCUCCAAACCCAAACAAACGUCACCAUCUCACCUCAGAAGCCAGCAAUUGAACCGAGCCCACGCGGAGAGACACACACACAGAGUACUGCGUACACACUCACUCGACCGCUUUCACAUUGA
This is a messenger RNA of Colletotrichum costaricense, 138 nucleotides long. RefSeq lists its product as uncharacterized. The coding region runs from base 1 to 138 and encodes 45 amino acids. Lineage: Eukaryota; Fungi; Ascomycota; Sordariomycetes; Glomerellales; Glomerellaceae. The transcript has a single exon. The record is from RefSeq and is a predicted model, not a curated record.